AUGAAGGAGUUGGAGCUGGCUCUGGCGAAGAUUGAGGACCGCUUGAUCGUUUUCGAACAAAAGCUCUUGGACAGCAGGGUCGCCCGGCAGGAAAGGAGGGCGACAGGGGGGCCGUGCUGGCGGUGCGGGGCGGUCGCCUGCUGCCGCUGGUACUCGAGCCCGGAGCACGGUCCCCGGUCGCUUUGCUGCCCGUGCCAUGAGGUCACCGUGGGCGGCCCGUGCUGCCGCUGCGGUCGGGAGAAGUGCAUCAGCUGGUACACCGGGGAGAAGGGCUCCCGGACGCUCUGCUACAACUGCUACAACCAGACCAGGCGACCGGAGAGGAAGAGGCGACAGCGGGGAAGGACGGUCACGGAACCUGAUACUGCCGGAUCGAGCGGAACCAAACGGAAAAGACCGGUGCGGGUGGGAUCGGAGGAGAUGGAAGAAGGAGGAGGAGAGCAGCGCUCGCAGGGGGACCCAGUUGCAGGAGAACGGAGACGCGCGUCCCAUGCGGGGAGGAACAAGGGCGGAGUCAGCGGAAGCGGAACUUCGCGUGCGCCCUGCAACAAGGAAUCAGCAAACGGGCAAGAAUAUGUAUACGAAGGAGAAGAUCCCCUCUUGGAGCUUGACGUCAUGGAUGUGAUUGGGCUGUUCGAGGCGGAGGAGAACUCCGCGAGGCACCGGAGAGCAGAACGGCAGAAAGCUGCUGCAGAGCGCAAGACUCAGGCGGAGACGGACUCUGCUGAAGAUUCAAGGAGCGACGAUCAUGGGCGGUCAUAUCGCACGAGCGGCCCCAACGUCAGGGGCCGUGGGAGAGAAAAUAGACACGAAGAAAUUGGCGCGAUGGGCGAGGGGAAUCUGGCCGCGCGCGCGGGCGUGCCACGCGUGCACCACGCGUUUCCGAGCGCCGGAGACUCGGAACCGGGAGCUGUAUCCGUGGGCGAGCAAGGAGUGGAGUUCGGGGACUGCCUGCUUUUUGAAGAAUUUUUAGCCGAAAGACGGCAAGAGGAGGGCAGCGGAACGGGGAUGGAGACGGAAACGGAACCAGAAACGGCGCAGCCCGAAGGGGGGACGGAAAUUUUGUACGGCCGGUUCUACCGUGUGACCGGGGACUUCCUGGGGCAAGCAGCGGUUGAACAUUUUUCGGCCGGCCCGGGAAGGGCUCCUCAAGACGACCGAUCAGACUGGCAGGACCGGUGCAUGGGCCGGAUGUUAGAGCGGCUCUGGGCGCAAAAGGAGCCUGCUUUUGCCGGUUGGGAGGACGAAGCGAGAAAAGGAAACAAGAAGCGCAUAACUUUGGAGGACAUUCCGGAGAGUCCGCGAUCGCAUUCUGCGGCGGUGAGGGCGGCAGAACGGAGGACACCGGAGGAGCUCGUGGCGGAACACGGAAGCGCCUCGGCCGCGGCAUUCUGGGCAGUUCUUGAAGAAAGAAAGAAAGCUAUGAAGUCGCAAAUAGAAGGGUUCGAGUUUACGAUUAUGAAUCUGACGGGUUCGGCUGAUGGGCUGAGCGGGCAAGCGGAUACAUUGGGUGGCGCCUCCGAAUCAGGCCCCGCAGAAAUCGGAGGGGGUUCGAGUUGCAGGGCGGCGUUUGAGGGCGCGGGCAAGGGCUGCAUUCUGGCGCACGCUCCGGGGUGUGGAAAAACAUUGCUGGGAUGGGCGUUAUUUUGGUGGCUGCGACGCCUCUACCCCGGUCUCCGCUGCUUGACACUCGCCCCGGCGUCCGUGCUCGAGGUGUGGGAGCACCAGCGGCCGGUGUUGAUGAACACGUACCACGUGGGCCCUGCACAAGGGCUUCGGACAGGUGACGUCACCGAACAGGAAGCGGGAACAAACUUCGCCCGCUGUCUGAGGGACUUGCGGGAAUGGGCGGAGAAGGGGGACGGGAUGCUUCUGCUCAGCAACGAGAGGAUGCGGGUUCUCCUGACGGCCGCGGCCGCGACCGCGCCCGAGGUGACGCGACUGCUUCUGGAGGCGCCAGAUGUCGUCUUCUUUGACGAGGCGCACAACCUGAGGAACGAUAAGACGCGGCUACACCAGUACAUACAGUAUCUAAGAACGCCUCGGCGGGUGCUACUCACCGGUACGCCGUUCAACAAUUCAUUCGAGGAGCUCUGGACGUUGCUCUACUUUGCACAGCCGGACACCAUGCUCCGCUGGGGCGCCCACGAGCUGCGUUCCGCUGGCGGCGCAUUAACGGAAGUACAAGCCCGGCGCGCGUUCCUAGAGGUCGCAAAACGGGAGAGAAGAGCACUCAACGCCAUCUUGGCGCAAGUCGUUCAUUCGAGCGCAAAGCGCGCGGCCGCGCCCAGCGGGGGCGCGCUCACACACACGGACAUGGUCGUCACUCUGAACAUGACGUCAGAGCAGGCGGGGUACUACAAGGCGGUUGGAGCGGGCCAGGCUAAGCGGAGUUCCGGUGGGGCUGAAGUGGGCAGAAUGGACGACGGCAGCGGGGCGGAGGCGGCAACGGGUGGCAAUCUAUUCAGCAUGGAGCAUCUUCUUAGUGUGGCAUGCGUGCACCCCGCUGCACUUCCGCCAUUCAAGUACGAGGAUCUCUGCUCAGAAGAGCCCUCCCUCCCCGCAUACUCGGAUGACGUCAGCAUCUCUCGCAGCUGCAAGACGCUGGUCCUCAGCUGGCUUGUCGCCCGGGUGAGAGCCACCGGGCGCGUCGUGGUCUUUGGUGUGAACGUAGAGCCGCUUAGGGUGAUCGCCCGGGGGCUGCUGGCGCACUUUCCUGACUGGGAGAUGGGGCAGGAGAUCGUGCACAUCGACGGGGCAGUCAGCCAGAGCGUGCGGAGGGAAAGGCGGGAGUGGUUCAACGACCCUCGGAGCCGGGCAGUAGUGCUGCUAGCCACUGUGGAGACGUGCGGUGAGGGAGUCGACCUUUCGGGGGGAACCCACGCUGUGCUGCUGCAGCCUGUGUGGAACCCCACGGUGAAUGAGCAGCUCAUUGGCCGCCUGGUCCGCCCCGGUCAGAAGGGCCACGUGUACAUCCUCCGCCUCAUCUGUUGCCGCUCUCAAGAGAAUCAUAUUCAUGAGCGGGCGGUCCAGAAGGAGCAAACUAGACGCGACCUCUUUUCCCCGAGCGGAGGGAUGGGCGACCAGGUCGGGCCGGGCGUUCCGAGCCGCCACAUCACCAAUGAAGGCCCGCUCAGUACUGCUGCUGCCCAUGCACCAUUCGUAGACAGUUUGCGGCAGCUGGUCGAUGGAAAGGGACGCCCAAUAGUUGCGGAUGUGAUAGACUACGAGAGCUUAUUCAAGGGCAAGGGAAUGGAACUCCAGUAG
This is a messenger RNA of Klebsormidium nitens, 3267 nucleotides long. The record is from the annotation of a GenBank genome assembly. NCBI's taxonomy places the organism in Eukaryota, Viridiplantae, Streptophyta, Klebsormidiophyceae, Klebsormidiales, Klebsormidiaceae.